AUGGGUUUGGAUUUGGCUACAGUCAAUGUAAUUCAGUUAGGAGUUGGUUUUUUCUUCAAUUUUUUUGCUUUUAACUCUCAAGGCUUUAUCGAGGAACCUGUGAUUGAUAGUCUUGCGGACCGCGGUAGCAUUGGAAAGCAUUCUGGAUAUUACAGUUUAUCCAUUAUAUAUGCUGUUUUUACACUUGCUAACUUUGUGGCGGCACCUCUGGUAGAAAUUUUAAAGCCAAAAUGGGCAAUGGUCAUAGGUGGUCUAUGUUAUGCUGCCUUCCAAGCUGGGUUCCUGUGGUUGAACCAAACAUAUCUUUUUAUAUCUAGUGGCUUAUUAGGUUUCGGUGCCGCCAUACUAUGGACCGGUCAAGGAACAUAUCUUUCCCAGAACUGCACGGAGAAGACAACUGGACGUAACAGUGCUAUGUUAUGGGCAUUAUCUCAAGCAUCAUUAGCUGGUGGUGGAAUUUUUCUUUUUAUAGUAUUCCAUCAAUCUUCUACUACCGAUAACAUUUCUGACUCAACAGUCCAUUUAUUAUAUGCUUGUUUUACAAUCCUUACACUCGUGGCUGUUUUUAUCCUGGCCCUUCUCAGAACACCACCUAAACUUGAUAAGCCAGUACAACCUAUAGUUGGUUAUGGGGAACUCAUGGUUUCGACCUUCAAGCUGAUGCUUACUAAGAAAAUGGUUCUUCUGGCAUUUGUUUUUGCCUAUACAGGGGUUGAACAGUCUUUCUGGACAGGUAUUUAUCCAACCUGUAUCUCGUUCACUCAACGAUUAGGAAAAAACACAAACUCUCUAUUAGCUCUGAAUUCAAUUGCAGCAGGUCUGGGAUCAAUGCUUGCUGGACUCUUGUUCGGAAUUUUGGGAGAUAGGACACGCAAAAUCGGGCGAGACUCUAUUGUUUUUCUUGGAUGCUGUAUUCAUUUACUGGUAUUCGUAGGAGUUUACAUCAAUUUCCCUGCCGAUGCUUCGUUGCACAAGACAAACGCCACAGGGAUCAUUGAACCAAACGUGAUUCUUGCUUUGAUAUGUGGAGGGUUCUUAGGGUUUGGGGACGCAUGUUGGAAUACUCAGAUUUAUUCUUUGCUCUGUGACAUUUAUCCAACGAAAAGUAGUCAAGCUUUCGCUUUAUUCAAGUUUUAUCAAUCUGCUCUAUCCUGUGCUGCCUUCUUCUAUUCAUCCAUGAUUUAUUUAACAACACAUUUAGCGAUUUUGGUGGUGACUUCUCUAAUAGCAGCAGUCUGUUAUUUCGGUGUGGAGAGGAUGGCGCGAGAGAUACCUGAAGAGACAUCGACUCCCAGCAGUAUAGUUGCUAACUUGACUGAUAGGGAGUACAGUGAGCCUUUCCCUGAACCACCAGAGGAUGCUCAAUUUGGGAGAACUUACCUUUAA
Molecule: messenger RNA, 1386 nt
Organism: Auanema sp. JU1783
Lineage: Eukaryota; Metazoa; Nematoda; Chromadorea; Rhabditida; Rhabditidae
Source: the annotation of a GenBank genome assembly